Molecule: messenger RNA, 2250 nt
Organism: Cordyceps militaris CM01
Lineage: Eukaryota; Fungi; Ascomycota; Sordariomycetes; Hypocreales; Cordycipitaceae
Product: eukaryotic translation initiation factor 3
Exons: 3
Coding region: 1-2250 (749 amino acids)
Biological process (GO): translational initiation
Cellular component (GO): eukaryotic translation initiation factor 3 complex
Molecular function (GO): RNA binding; translation initiation factor binding; translation initiation factor activity
Source: RefSeq, a predicted model, not a curated record
AUGGCGCCCUCCUUUGAUCAUUUGCGCGAGGCCGAUCUCGACGACGACGAGUUCAACGAGGAUGACAUCGACUUCUCCGAUCUCCGUGAACGCUUCGACGUUCAGCUUGAUAAGGGCUACGACACAUUUGUUGUGAUUGACGGUCUUCCCAUCGUUAAUGAAGAGCAAAAGCCCAAGCUUGUAAAGUUUCUGAUCAAGAAACUAAAUACUGUUGGAAGGGUCCGCGAGGAUUCCAUUUAUAUGCCUAUGGGUGACAAUGAAAAGUCCCUAGGAUUCGCUUUCGUCGAGUACUCGUCCGCCAGCGAGGCUGCUGCUGCCGUCCGCUCCCUCGACAUGGUUCCCCUCGAUAAGAAGCACACGCUGCGAAUCAACAAGAUUAGCGAUAUUGAACGAUAUGGCGCCGAGGGACGCAUCAAAGAAGAAUACGUUGCCCCCGAGAUUCCUCCCUUUCAGAAGCGUGAUCACCUCAAGUGGUGGCUCAAGGAUCCUGCUGGCCGCGGCCGCGACCAGUUCGUCAUGUACCGCGGUGACAACGUCGGCGUUUUCUGGAACAAUGAAAAGGACCAACCUGAGAGUGUUGUUGAGCGCCAGCACUGGACUGAGACCUUCCUACAGUGGUCGCCCAAGGGCAACUUCCUUACCUCGAUCCACGCCCGCGGUGUCCAGAUCUGGGGUGGUAACUCCUGGUCCAAACAGGGCCGCUUCCCCCAUCCUUUCGUCAACCUUGUCGCAUACUCGCCUACCGAAAAGUACCUUGUCACUUGGUCUAACCGCCCGAUUUCGGUGCCCGAGGAUGGCGGCGACGGUACCCUCUCUGCUGACGACGAGGGCAAGAACUAUGUCAUCUGGGACAUUGAGACCGAGAUGCCUAUUCGUUCCUUUGCUAACCUGGAGCCGCCCAAGUCCGAGGAAGGCAAGCCGCCACCCAAGCAACAGUGGCCCGCAUUCAAGUGGUCGGCCGACGACAAGUACGUCGCUCGUCUGAACCCCGGCCAGUCCAUCUCUGUGUACGAGCUCCCGCGCAUGAACCUCCUCGACAAGACCACUAUCAAGAUUGACAGCGUUGUUGACUUUGACUGGGCUCCGGCCACGGUUAAGCGCGACGGUGUCAAGACAUACGAGCAGUUGUUCUGCUUCUGGACUCCUGAAAUUGGCAGCAACCCCGCCAAGGUCAGCUUGAUAAGCAUUCCUUCCAAAGAGGUUGUGCGUAGUCUGAACCUCUUCAGCGUCAGUGAUGCUAAGCUCCACUGGCAAUCCGAGGGCGCCUACCUGUGCGUCAAGGUGGACCGCCACUCCAAGUCGAAGAAGUCGCAGGCCACGACGCUUGAGAUUUUCCGUGUCAAGGAGAAGGGCGUGCCCGUGGAGGUUGUCGACAUCAUCAAGGAUACCGUCAUAAACUUUGCUUGGGAGCCUAAGGGCGAUCGUUUCGCCAUCAUCACCACAACAGAGCCUGUGGCCGCAACAGCGGUGGCACCCAAGACAGCAGUCGCUUUCUUCUGCCCCGAAAAGGCCAAGGGUCUAGUCGCAGGUAACUUUAAGCACCUGCGCACGCUAGACAAGAAGAAUAGCAACGCCAUUUACUGGUCACCCAGAGGCCGCUUCGUUGUCAUUGCCACGAUUGGCAACCAGCAGAGCUCAGAUCUCGACUUCCUCGACCUCGAUUUUGAGGGUGAAAAGCCCGAGUCCGACAAAGACCUGACGGCUAACCUGCAGCUGAUGAACACUGGUGACCACUACGGAGUGACGGACAUAGAGUGGGAUCCCUCGGGUCGAUUUGUGGCCACCUGGGCAUCUGCCUGGAAGCACUCGAUGGAAAAUGGCUAUCACAUUUACGACUUCCGUGGAGAGGUUCUGAGAGAAGAGCCUGUGGAAAAAUUCAAACAGUUCCAAUGGCGGCCGCGUCCACAGACACUACUCACCAAGGAGGAGCAGAAGCAAGUGCGUAAGAAUCUGCGCGAAUACAGCCGGGUAUUUGAGCAAGAGGAUGCCGACCGUGGUGCGUCUGCCGACUUGGCCGUGGUGGAGUCACGCCGUCAAAUGCUCGAGGAGUGGCACGCGUGGCGCGCGGACGUAGAAGAGGAGAUGUACGAGGAGAGAGAGGCCCUGGGCCUGGACCAAGACCCUCACGCGGCGCUGCUGGCGGCCAAGACGAGGGAGGUCGAAGGCGGGGAGGAUUCGGAGAACAACGAGCGUACUAUCGAAGAGAUUGUGGAGGAGGUUAUAGAGGAGACGGAAGAGAUUGUCGUUUAA